This is a messenger RNA of Plasmodium coatneyi, 1518 nucleotides long. Its product is annotated as KIR protein. The coding region runs from base 1 to 1518 and encodes 505 amino acids. The record is from RefSeq and is a predicted model, not a curated record. Lineage: Eukaryota; Apicomplexa; Aconoidasida; Haemosporida; Plasmodiidae. The transcript has 3 exons.
AUGCAGGAUAGCAAUUUGUCCAAUGAUGAUCGUUGUGGUUUUCUGUUUAAUUGGAUAGUUGAUAAAAUAAAGAACGAAUUGGAGGAGGGUCGAUAUCUGCAGGCCACCAAGGAUAUUUAUAAAUUACUGCAGGAAAUUGGAUCUGAGUGGAGGUGCAAUAAUAUAUACAAUGGUAUGGGCAAACCCCUUUUCGAAGAGAGUAGAGAAUUGUUCGACUUCGAUUAUAACCUCAAAACCUUACAACAACAGAAGCCGUCAGGGGGCAAUACACAAUCCUGUUGGCCACAGUACAAUGCACAUUGGACGAAUGCUAAAAAAGAAUACGAAAAAAUGGGUGCUCACUGUGAUGUGGACCAAAGUUGUUUGGCAUUUAGGAAAAAAUAUGACCACUAUUUUGCAAAAAACGGAGGGGAACCACCAAAAUUGCCCUGUGCAGCAAUGUCUAAGGAAGAAAAGAAGAAAGAAGAGGAAGACCCAGAAGAACAAUCUGACGACGACCUCGUCGACAUCGACCUUCCCGAGGAAGAGGAAGAUGGCCUGCCGGGUGAACCUGGAGUUUUAGGGGUGAACAAAUUAAAGGAAUUACCUUCCUAUACAGAUUUCUACAGUAAAUUCAAUGAUGGCUCGACCAGUUGUGAAAAUUCUACCACAUGGUUCAAACAGAUGAAAGUUAAAUUAGAGGAUGAUGAGGAUACUAAGAAAUAUGCCGAACAAGUUGUAAAAGCAGUAUGUUACCUAUACGAAAUGAAGGACAACCCUCCUAACUCCAAUAAAGAGUAUUGCAACUUCUUUUAUUUUUCGGUCGGAAAUAUGUUAUUGAAGGAACUUAAGGGUAAAGGAAAAUCAUUCAAUGCUGCUAUGGAAAAAAUUAAAACAGCAGUAGAAUGUAGUACAAGUGAUCAUGGUUGCUACUUUACAUGCAAUAAUGGAAAGCACAGUAAAUUUUUCCCGCAAAGAAAAUUGCUAUAUGAAUACCUCAAGGAUAAAAACACUAUACAACAACAAAUAAAGGGUGGUGGUGGUACAACUCCCUGUACUCAGAAAUACUUCACUUACUUGGAGAAAAUUAAUGCUGCUUACAUGACCAUUUAUGCACAACGUAAUGGGCAGCAAUGGAAUCACAUUUGCAAAGAAUUUGGUGAAAUUUUUGACCAAGGAGUGGGGAAAUUAAGUGAAGUGGAAAACUUAAAAUGUUUAGUAGUAACUACACCGGAGCAUGAAGAACGCACAGCAACAUCAGGUAGCUCCCCCUCUGAAGGGAGUAACAGUGCUACCAACAAAAUCACUCCUAUUGUCAUGUCCAUAAUUGGAAUAGUUGGUCUACCAGUAACCACAUUCUUUUUAUAUAAAGUAAGUAAUAACUACAACAAUUACAAUUAUAAUUACCACUAUACUUAUCCACAACAGAUGCAUCUACUAUAUAUAAUGAACAACAAUCACCACCUCAAGGAAGAACAAAUAAUAGAGGGGGACAACAACAACAGAGACAACGUCAGCGAGGACAAAGAACCAAUAUAA